AUGGAUUUUAAAGAUGAAAACAAUUCAUCAGGAGGAUUGGUAGAUGGGGCAAUUAUAUUAGAUGAGGAAAUAAAUAAAAAUCAAAUCAAUAAUAAUAAUUAUAAAAACGACGAUAAUGAUAACUAUAGUUCAACUCAUAAUAAAACCAAAGACAGCUCAUCAAAUUUAUUAAAUAGAGAAGAUACCUAUAAGCGUUAUGGAUAUCAAGAAGGUGAGUUUAAUUCAGAAAAUAAUCAAAAUAAUUCAGAGCACUCUUCAUUAAAUAAAAAAGGUAUAAGAAAUUUAAUAUCACCUAUUAGUCCUCACCUCACAUCUUCGUCGUCUUUUUCAAAUAUCAAUGAUAUUGAUAAUAAUAGUAAUAGUAAUAUAAACGAAAAUGAUAACGAAAUCACAUUAAAUAAUGACACCAACAAAAAUAACGAUGACAAAAAUAAUUAUAAUAAUAAUAAUUUAGAAGGUAGCAGCGGGUUUGGUGGUGAAAAUAGUAUUAAGAAAAGUAUUAGUAGUGGUUAUAUAAACGAAAAUAAUUUAGACAAUUUAAAUAAUAAUAGUAAUAUAUUAAAAAAUUUCAAUAAUCAUGACCACUUUGAAAAUACUUUAAAUAAUAAUAAUUUAGAAUCAAAUUCUAUCCAUCCACAAAAAAAUAAAAUUCAAAAAAAAAUUAAAAAAUUAAAAAAAUCUAAAAAUGCUGAAAAGGGUUCAAAUAAUUCAAAAAAUAAUUUAAAAAAUAAUAAUUUUGAAAAUAAACAACAACAACAGGCCUCAGAAAAUUCUAUUGGUAAUAGUACAAUAAAUAGUGAACAAAAUAAAGUUAUUUUCGAUAAUAGUUUAAAAAACAGUAAUAAUAAUUUUUUAAAUAAUCAAAAUCAACAAUCACAACAACUACAAAAACAAAUAAAAAUGGAGUUAUCAGAUCCAAUUUCAGACCAACAAUUGGAGACCUCCACUGAUAUAACAACCAAUAGUGAUACAUUAGAAAAUGAUAAUAAUACUACAUCAACUUCUCUUAAUAAUAGUAACCAUAAUAGUGUCGAAAAUAGUCCAAAAUUAAAACCCCAAGAAACUUCAAACACUACUGACCCCACCACUACUACUACCACUACCAAUACCACUACUACCACCCUAUCACCAUUAGAAGAUAGCAAUAAUACCAACAACCAAAAAGUUGAAAACUCAAAUUUAAAAGUCGAAUAUCGAAACGAGCCAGAGGAAUACGAUAGACAACAAUUUUAUGAAUAUAGAGAUGACCACAGAGAGAAUGGUGAGCAUGGUGAACCAUCCAUAAAAACCGAAGAAGAUCUUAAUAAGAAAUAUAGCGAUUUUAAUGAAGGAAAAAGAUUGAAAAAUCUUAGUUAUUGGUUAUAUUUUAAAUUCCUAUUUAACAAAAACAAAUACAAAUGGGAUAUUAAUCAAAAUAAAAGGUUUUAUCUAGCUGCUCAGAUUAUAACCAGAUUUGGUUUUCUUUCAAAAACAAUUUUAUAUUGUUCAUUAGGUGUUUUAUCCAUUGCAGCUGCAGUUGAUAAAGAAAGAUCUGUACAGGGCCCAGACGGUGUUUUUGAGGAAUUACAAGAGAUGUUUAGUGGUGGUGUAAUUAUUUUAUUGCUUUUAGGUUUAUGGUCAUAUGGUUGCUGGGGUAUUUUUUAUAUUGUUUUUGAUGUCGAUCAACUAGGUCAUAAAGGUGCAGGUCCAAUUUUAAAAAGAUUUGGUAGAAUUUUUUCAUCCGGUUUCUACUUUGUAUUAGGUGUAGAUGCUGCUCGUGUUGUCGCUCAUACAAGAAAACAAGAAAGUGGUACAUCUCAUAUCCUAGGUUUCCUCUAUAAAUAUGUCUUUGGUAAAAUUAUAGUAUGUGUGUUGGGUGUCACAUUCUUUGUUGUAUCUUUGGUAUAUUUAAUAUAUUUUAUUAAACCAGAUAAAUUCAAGCGUGAACUUUCAACCGAACGUAUGAACAAAUAUUUAUAUUGGAGCGCUUUGGGUUUUGCUAGAAUUGGUGCUGUCGGAAGAUCAAUGUUCUUUGGUGCUUUUGGUGGUGUUUUAAUUAAAGCUGUGGCCGAUAUCAACAAGGGAAAAGAAGCUGAUACUUCAUUAUUGGGUUUCCAGGGUGUUUUCCAACAAAUUGCCAACUAUAAUACUACGCUUCUAUUUAUUAUUGCCAUUUUAAUUAUGUUUUAUGCUUUAUGGUGUUUUUGGUUAAUGUUUUUCAGAAGGCUACCAGCUCAUCAAGAUGCCAAAUAUGCUCGUGAGGUCUUGGGUAGUGCAAUCGAUAAAAAGUAUGUCUUUAAUGGUAUUCUCUUUAGAAUUUUAAAGAAUUAUGAAGACCAAGAAAAUGAUCAAGAUGUAAAUGACUUGUCCGAAUAUAAUGAACAUCAUGCUAAUGAUGUUAUGUCACCAUCACUAUCUAAAAAUAUACCAUUUAAACAAAAUGUCGAUAAUGAUAAUAAUAAUAAUAACAACCAAGAAAAUUUAGAUGGAAAUACCUUUAAUUAUUAUGUUGAAAAUCAAAAGGAAAUUCCUUCAAAUAUCGAUAAAACUUAUAAUAUUUAA
Molecule: messenger RNA, 2541 nt
Organism: Dictyostelium purpureum
Lineage: Eukaryota; Evosea; Eumycetozoa; Dictyosteliales; Dictyosteliaceae
Exons: 3
Coding region: 1-2541 (846 amino acids)
Biological process (GO): positive regulation of nuclear cell cycle DNA replication; regulation of cell cycle phase transition
Cellular component (GO): nucleus; Dbf4-dependent protein kinase complex
Molecular function (GO): protein serine/threonine kinase activator activity
Source: RefSeq, a predicted model, not a curated record